GGGGCUCACGACGGGAAAUACGCCGCCAGUGGCAGGACAGGGACCGGACAACGACUCUGCACACCCCAAAUUUUGUGCGGUUGGAAAAGGGGCCAGCUCCUCUGUACCUAGCGGAGCAAGGUGCCAGUAGGGUUCACGCUCUGGCGAGCUGCUUGGAGGUCCCUGACUGGAAGGUGCCAACCGCAGGGGGUCGAGCUCGUACCUGCCCCACCCUGGCUGCGGCCGCGCGGGGAGGAAGCGCGCAGAGGCCGAGUGCAAAAGUUUCCUUUUCUGCUUUCCCGUCAGAGCAGCUUCAGCUAACCGAGGGUGGGGAUGCAUGACUUCAGUCGGGAGAAAACCCGAGAGCCCAAGGGGUUAAAAUAAGCAACUUCCCGAAAAAAAAAUUUUUUUUAAAAAAACCACCUCUCCCCACUGCUUGUCAUGGGCAGCCGCGAUCACUUGUUCAAAGUGCUGGUGGUGGGGGACGCCGCUGUGGGCAAGACGUCACUGGUCCAGCGCUACUCCCAGGACAGCUUCAGCAAGCACUACAAGUCCACCGUGGGAGUGGACUUUGCUCUGAAGGUUCUCCAGUGGUCUGACUCAGAGAUGGUGCGCCUUCAACUGUGGGAUAUUGCAGGGCAGGAGCGGUUCACCUCUAUGACAAGACUAUACUAUCGAGAUGCUUCUGCCUGUGUUAUUAUGUUCGACGUCACCAAUGCCACUACUUUCAGCAACAGCCAAAGAUGGAAACAGGAUCUGGACAGCAAGCUCACAUUACCCAGUGGAGAUCCAGUGCCCUGCCUGCUCUUGGCCAACAAGAGUGAUCUGUCCCCUUGGGCAGUGAGCCGGGACCAGAUUGACCGGUUCAGUAAAGAGAACGGUUUCAUAGGCUGGACGGAAACAUCAGUCAAGGAGAACAGAAAUAUUAAUGAGGCCAUGAGAGUCCUCGUUGAAAAGAUGAUGAACAAUUCCAGAGAAGAUAUAAUAUCUUUGUCUACCCAAGGGAACUACAUCAAUCUCCAAGCCAAGUCCUCCUCUGGCUGGACAUGCUGCUAGUUCUGUUUUCCAGCCAGGCCUCUGAGUCUUUCCACCUCUUGCUGUUGGUUGCCCACCAACAUAAAAACCCUGUUAAGAACAUCUGAACUACUACUUGCCAGCUGCUCAGAAAGGAGGCCCAUUGGGACUUGGGAAAGGCUGCCUGGGACCCAUGUGCAUUUUGGUUGCUCUUGGAUGUUGUCUCUGACUUACUGUUGGCCCAUGUAGUGCAGUUAGAGCUUCCAGUGAUCACCUCAUCCCCCAACUGUGGCAUGAGUUUAUGGGAAAGAUUAAAAAUUAGUACCUGUG
This is a messenger RNA of Cricetulus griseus (Chinese hamster), 1323 nucleotides long. Lineage: Eukaryota; Metazoa; Chordata; Mammalia; Rodentia; Cricetidae. The record is from RefSeq and is a predicted model, not a curated record.